CUAUUUCUAGGUAUAUGUUUGAAUAAAAUGAACAUUUUAUUAACAUUGUUUUAUUUUAUAAACUACGGAAAACAUUUUUUCCCACAUUCCAAAUAAAAAUAUUGUCAUUUAGAGCAUUUAUUUGCAGAAAAUGAAAAAUGGCUGAAAUAUACUAGUUCCUAUUCAAGUUUUAAGAGUUCAGAAAUCAAUAUUUUGGUGGAAUAACCCUGGUUUUUAAUCACAGUUUUCAUGCAUCUUGGUAUGCUCUCCAUCACCAACCAGUCUUACACACCUUUUUUGGAUAAUUUUAUGCCACUCCUGGUGCAAAAAAAUCAAGCAGUUCAGCUCGGUUUGAUGGCUUGUGAUCAUCCAUCUUCAUCUUGAUUAUAUUCCAGAGGUGUUCAAUUUGGUAAAAUCAGAAGAAACUCUUAAUUUUUAACUGGUCUUUUAUUUUUUGAAAAUAAAGCGGUUAAACAACUUGCUUUCUAAUUGUGUGACUGAAUUGUGUGACUGUAAUUUUGUUUGCAGUACAUUGUUUGUUGGACUGUGCACUGACUGUACUGAAGUUAUGACCUGUAGCGUUGACUCAUCUGUAAAGGCGCCCCCACCGGGAGAAGCAGGGCACUGCAGCUUGUCCUCAGUCUCUCCUGUUUCCCCCUGAGACUGUGGGAAAGUGUGCUGCCGAAAGCCCCCGUACAUUAUCAUGGUAAUUGCGAAGGGAGGUGGUUUGAAGGGGAGGUUUCGGUGGCUGCACGUUUUAAAAAACGAGGUCACUAGCAUCUUAUUUCACCCGCCUGCCAGCCAGCGAAACUGCAGCCACGAAGUUUGUGGAAAGUGGAAAAUAAGAGCGAAUAGAGUGAAACUGUACCCUCAACGUGUGGGGAAAAAAGUUUUUGCUCUUGGUUCAGAGCUUUGGCAUUAAACCAUGACUGCCUCAAAUCUCAGCAAUGGACCAGAGAAGAACUUCAACGCCAAAGAGGAACGAAAGCUUCGAAAACCAUUGAUUGAGAAGAGACGCAGAGAGCGCAUCAAUUCAAGCCUGGAACAACUGAAGGGAAUUAUGGUGGAUGCCUACAGCUUGGAUCAAUCCAAGCUGGAGAAGGCAGAUGUUCUUGAGAUAACUGUGCAACACAUGGAGGGCCUUCAGAGGGGCAAUGGACCAGCUGGAAGUCCAGGUCCCAGCGUGGCCUUUGAGUCUCGCCAGCGUUACAGCAGUGGCUACAUCCAGUGCAUGCAUGAGGUGCAUAAUUUACUCCUGAACUGCCCUGGCAUGGACAAAACCCUGGGGGCCCGUCUAUUGAACCACCUGCUGAAGUCUCUGCCCCAGAUCAGUGGUGAGAGUGGUGCCAGUGCUGGCUCUGCACCCCCCAGCAGUGGAGUACCCACCUCCCCUACCCAGUCCCCUCUUUCUCUCUCUUUUCAGGCCCGCCCUCUACACCCACAGCCCCCUUCCUCCCCAGUGACCCCUCCCUCACCCAUCAGCCCUCACUGUUCUCCCAGCGUGCUCCUGCCGAGAGAGGGGGGUGGUGUCAGGCCACGGGAGCAGCCUUCCCCACCCAGGUCACCCUCCCCCACACCUCAGCCUCCAGCGCAAGUGGCCCUUCCCCCAUUCUUCCCAGGAGGUGACCCCUCUAUGUGGAGGCCGUGGUGAGAGAGCCCAACCCUCCCCCGUCUUUGCCUCGCCCGCCCCCUGCUUCCACCGCUCCCGAAUAGUGUCCAUUACAUCCUCAUCUCCUGGGAUGUUUGAGUGCUGGGACUUUUCAUUCAGGGAGCGCAAGGGGUCACCAAAUAAUAGUAGCCCCCUGGGGGGUUUGUGGCAUCGUCUGAAGCACUCUUCUGUGCCUGAUUUAUUAUGGUGGGUGUGCUUGUUUGGAGAUUUGAAAAACAAAAGAGAACCACCAUCAAGGUUGCUUACAUAGAAAUGUGCAUCUGAAAGAGAAUUGUUCUUUCUCGCCUAAUCAGCCUGUAAGAAAUGUACUUUUCCUUAGCUUACUUGUUUUGAAACAAGCUUUGUAUGCAUGCUUUCUUUUUUUUCUUAUGUUUUUCUUUCUUUUGUUUCAAGGAUUAGUGUGGCCUUAUGUUUUAUAUUAUGCAUGUAGUGUAGACUUUCUGUUACAAAAUAAUUGAUGUUUUCCUCCUUCAGUGUAAGACUAAACAGUACACACUGAUCCACCGUGGACACAGUGGAGUAGAAGAUGGAGGAUUUUUUAUUGAAGUACUUCAUCCUUGUAUAUUACAAGAAAAACACGGAACUGGUACCUCAUAUUGAAGCAGUUGAAACUGAUGUUCUUUAUUUCUUUGAGAUCAAUCGUAAGUUCUUCUUUGUCCUGUGAAGUUAGUGGAGGAUAGUGAAGGUUUUGGUCAGUAAAAGGCGGUCUUUUAUGAGACUGAUCAAAUGUUACAUGUUUUUUCUAUGUAUACAAUUUGGAGAUAUGUAACUAAACUGUGAGUUUCAUUGUAGUUUAAUCUUCUGUCCUAGCUUUAUGUAUAAAAUCACUCAUUUCUUUGAUAAAA
Messenger RNA from Astyanax mexicanus (Mexican tetra), 2493 nucleotides. It is a transcript of the gene her8a, whose product is annotated as hairy-related 8a. Gene Ontology annotation, cellular component: nucleus. The coding region runs from base 905 to 1630 and encodes 241 amino acids. Gene Ontology annotation, biological process: anterior/posterior pattern specification; regulation of neurogenesis; regulation of transcription by RNA polymerase II. NCBI's taxonomy places the organism in Eukaryota, Metazoa, Chordata, Actinopteri, Characiformes, Acestrorhamphidae. The record is from RefSeq and is a predicted model, not a curated record. Gene Ontology annotation, molecular function: protein dimerization activity; DNA-binding transcription factor activity, RNA polymerase II-specific; RNA polymerase II cis-regulatory region sequence-specific DNA binding. The transcript has 4 exons.